GCGCUGCGCUGUAGACUAUAGGUGCGACUCCUUCCCAGCCGGUGCACCUGUUGUGUUAAUGUGCCAUGUCGAAGGAGCUCGUAACGUGCGAGUUAAUAUGCUCACCUACAUCGAGUGAACAAGGGGGUACUUUGAAAAGCAAGGGGAUGGAUUGUGAGCAGCCUAUUUUCUCGGUAUUGAGCGGCGGUGUGAAGAUGGAGGUGGGGGGGAAGUCCUGUGACGGUGGCGGUGGUGGAGCGGCCUCACCGGCUGCGACCAUCUCUGACACCGAGUCCGGGAUCUUUUCCGGUGAAUGUGAACUCUGUGUGGAGCACGAGUCUGAGCUGGACUGGUUCUGUGCCACCGAGCAGAAACUCAUCUGCUCUCACUGCGCCAUCGUGGGCUCCUGCCACGGACACACUGUGACCCCUCUGGCCACCAGAGUUACCACAGUCAGGAACCAACUGGUGGAUGUGUGUGAGAAAAUGCAACUGAAGGCGCUGAGGAUUGAAAGGUUUAUUGACCAGACGCUGACAACCAAGGAGCAAAAGCUUCAGGCAGCGGCGAGGAGGGCGAGGGAGACGGUGCUGGCUCAGGUCAGCGCGGCGCGUGAAGCCCUGGAGGAGGAGGAGCAGCGUCUCUUAGAGGAGGUGCACAGAGAGGAGGAGCGGGUGGAGCAGUGUCUCCUCACCCAGAGAGCCCACUGGAGCCAGGCUUUGGCGAGUCUUUCACAAACACGCUCGCGUCUGGUGCACACGCUGACGCACACUCCAGAUGCACAGCUGGUGACUAGUGUCCAGGACAUAGCUGAAAGGGUGGAGGAGGCAGAGGGGGUCGGGGAGCCCUGUGAUACGGAGCAGCUCAACCUGAACCCGGGCUGCAGUGACAGCAAGCUGCUGAGAGGUCUGUGGGCCACUGCAGUGCUGCUCGGGCCAAACGCCUAUGGAUCGCCUUAUUUAAAGUUUGACGAGCGCACUCUGAGUCCUCUGCUGUCCCUGUCUGACGACUUCUGCACUUUGACCUUCCUCUACAAAAAAGUCCGCAAGUCCCCUCCCUACGACCCAGCACGAUUCGACUGUUGGCCCAACGCGCUGGGUUCACUGUCUAUGUCCUCCGGCACCAACAGCUGGGUGGUGGAUGUAGGCCAGAGCGGUGCCUUUAAGGUCGGGGUCUGCUAUGCCUCUCUGGAACGCAAAGGCUCAGGGAAUGAGGCGCGGCUGGGCUACAACACUCAGUCCUGGGUGUUGUCUCACUAUGAUGGGGACUACUCCUUUGUCCAUGCAGGGAAGAAGGUGCCUCUGCAGGUGGUGAGGACACCCAAGAAGAUCGGCCUGCUGCUGGACUGGCCGAGUCAGACACUGCUGUUUUACGAGCCAGACUCUGGUGCCGUGCUGUACUCUGUCACGCAACACUUUAGUGCCCCGCUGCUGCCGGCGUGUGCUGUGACUGACCGCAGUAUCACCAUACUGCACUGACAGGCAGUCCACACAGCCAAAAGCUAAAUUACCUUAAACAUGUGAAGAAAUGCAAGGGAGAGACUUUCUCUAAUGCAAAUAUGACCAGCAGUUAAACAUCGUCCAUCUGUGCAAUAAUGAAAACUCCAGACACAGCAUCAGUUUACUCUAUUUACUGUGGUAGCUGGUUCUUUUUUUUUUUACUGUUUUUAAUGAUCUAAAAUUCAUUAUCUGUUGAGCAUAUUACACAGUAGUUGUGCUAUUUUGACUGACAAUGAUUGUUUUUAUGGAGUUUGUGUUUGUUUUAAUAUGAUUGUUUGUAUAAUUAGUUUGAUCUGUGUGAUGAAGCUUCUCCAAGAAUUGUUAUAGAAAGUAUUAAUUACACUGGUCGAUCCAGGACUAUUGUAAAUCUUAUGUGGCAAAUACUUAGUAAAACAAUUAUUAUGAGUUGACUGUUUUAUUUCAAAAGCACAAUUAUUUUGUAAUUUUUCCCUGCAAUAAUACAAAAACACAAAACUGUAACUGUCAUUUCAAUUUCUUCUUAUUUUUAUAUUUGGGGCAGCUUAUACGCCCAACUGCUCCAGUGGGCAACAACUAGGGAGCUUGCAGAUGUAAAUGAGUGUGAACAGGAUGUUCCUAAAAAAAACCAUUUUGAGUCCAUAUUUGACAAAGAAUCAUUUUAGGAAAUGAGGUCAUAAUAUAAAUUUUGGGGGAGAAACAGAUUUCUACACCGCUGCUAUUUCUCAGUAGUUUAUGCAUGAACCCACUAGAGGGCAGCAAUGUCAAAUGAAGCCUUGAACAGUGCUGCUCUUGAAUAUGCAUCAUGUCAGAUCAGUGAAGUAAUCGAGUGAAAAUGUAAUUCCAGGACCAAUCGAAAGUUCAGGGUACUGACUACAAUAUGAGAAAAACUCAGCAAACCCUUAAACUGAGCACAUGUGUGGUACCUGCUGAAUGAAUGUGCGUGUGAUUUUAAAUAACAAAAUGACAUAUUUGAUAUCAGUAGGAGACAGAGGCUGGAUAUACUUCUAUUUGAUUUAGGCACAAAUUAAAGUGACUUUGUUCCUCUCAUACCAGAUUAAACACGUGAGAAGAGGGUAGUAGAGGGUGAGGCAAAACUGAGGGGAAAUUAAAAACUAUGCAGUAGUGGCUUCA
Messenger RNA from Seriola dumerili (greater amberjack), 2585 nucleotides. RefSeq names its product B-box and SPRY domain containing (gene bspry). The record is from RefSeq and is a predicted model, not a curated record. Gene Ontology annotation, molecular function: protein binding. Lineage: Eukaryota; Metazoa; Chordata; Actinopteri; Carangiformes; Carangidae. The transcript is spliced from 6 exons. The coding region runs from base 66 to 1454 and encodes 462 amino acids.